AUGCCGAAUACUCCCCCGACCGGCGAAUCCCAUCCCCAUCCUCCAGAACAAGGCAUGCUUCAUCACAACACGCCCGCGUGGGACCUUCUCAUUGACUGUUGUGCAGGAAAUGUUGAUAGCGGACCUCCGACCCCCGUUCGCCAGGUAUCAGACCCGCUCGCCCAUGAUGACAACGAGGCGCCCCCGGCGAAGAAGCGGAAAGUUGCAGGUGCUGACCACAAGCCCUCCCCUCGAACCAUCUCCCCGCCGUGGAAACGAGUCGUGGCGGAAGGGCCGGCAUCGUUUGUGGAAAAUGGGCGGCGGAGAUCGGGCAGGACAAACAUCAUCCCUCUCUCCCUCCAGCCGCAGUCAAGUAGGAGGCAGACACGCGCCGCUUUCGAGAAGGUCAAGGAGGAGCGUGUAAAGCAUGCGAAGCCAUUGUACAAUGCCUUGCCCAGAAAGCCCAAAGUCGAGGUCCAAACACCGCCGCCCGUCACCAAACGUGGCCCUGGCCGCCCUCCCAAGAACCGCAAUCACGAGCACUUGCGGUCUGUCAAGGUGGAAGAGGCGCAAAGGAACGGCCGAGAGCCCAGUGUCCGCUCCAAGCCUCCAAGCACACCCCGGCCAAAGUCUCCCCGCCACCGCACCAGGCCUCGCGAACAUCGAGAGAAUCCCCCAAAAGUCAACGGCUAUCACGAGGACAAAAUCUACACGAAUGGCGCAGUGAAUGGCCACUCAGAAGACGACAGUGACCAGUCGGAUACCUCUGACGGAUUAGAAUUACUGGCAGGAACAAGCACGCCGCCGACUCUACAGAAGGUCACCUUUCGCGUCCAGCUUCCCAAGCCAUCGAUUGCGACACCCGCCAACAUCCCCCCAACGAGAAAAUAUGCUUCAUUUAAGGAAUUUUUAGAACUAGACGACUUGGAACCCAGGGCCGGCGAGGAUACGUUGACGCCAGACCAGAUCAAGGAGGAGGCAAUCGCUCGACGAAGGGUACGGGAGGCGCAAAGGCGAGGCGGAGUUCUGGACCAGAGGCUUCUCAAUGCCUUGCCCGACAAACAAAGUGAACCCAAGAAGCAGUUCGCCCAUCUCGACCAUCUUCUUGCGCAUAUAUCCCACUUCAGGACCCUCCUCCGAGCAGAAAGUAGAGACCAUAAGAAAAAGGCCGAAUUACUCGCACAUGAGGCGAAAAAAUACGUCGAAGAGAAACGAAAGCGCAAUAAAGUCAAGACUGCAGAAGAAAUUGAGCAGGAGAAGCGAGAUGCUACCAUUGCUUCAUAUCGAUUGGUAGUCAAGGACCUUGACAAGUUGUGGGCGGCGGUCAAAGCCGAGGUUGAUGCGAUACGACAGAAGGAAUAUGAAGAUCAGCAGCAAGCCAAGAUGAAGGGCCACCUUGCCCGCGUCUUAGAUCGAACCGACCAGAUGCUCAGCCGAGCUGUGGAGCAGGACGAGUUGCCCACGGACAGUGAAACGGACUUGUCUUCCAGUGAUUCUGCUGGACCCGAUUCCGAAGAUAGCGAACAGAUGUCAGAGAGCGAAAGCUCCUCCGACUCUGGGGCGGAUGCCGAUGAUCUCGAUGCACAAAUGUCUGUCGAAGAGUUGAAGCGGAAGUAUGGGAACUUGCCAGACAUACCGACCGUGGAGAGUGAAGGCCCUGAGAUCCACGCUGCAGAAGACGAAGGGGAUCAUACUACCCAGUCGGAAGAGGACUCGGACCCAGAGACUGAGAUGGACAGUGAGUUUGAUACGGACGGAUCUGACGAAACUGAAGUCGACGACGAAGGCGGAGAAAGCGAAGAUGACGAUCCGCAAAGUGGACUCCUGUCAUUGUUCUCGAAGAAGGAAAUUGCAGACAUGGCUCCGACCAUUGACGAAGACGAUACUUCUGAACAUGAAGACCCUGACAUCCAGAAGCCGCUGGUGGAAGUUCUCGAGGACCAUCCCAUGCAGGAGAUCAGACCUCCCCAAGACACCAGUCCGUCGAGUCUAGAUGCUCUUCAGCAAACUCAAGCAGGAUCACCGCCGAACCUUGAGGAUACGGUGAUGGCCGAUGCGUCAGCGGCUAUCAACCGUCAAACAAGUCGCCCAGUGUCGGAAGACCCAGGUAGUAUGGAACUCAGCGUACAGACUUCACCCCAUACAACGGCAACGAAAGUCUCUGAACCCGAAUCAGUCUCUUCAAUAGACGCACAUGCCGACUCUGUCCCGCCCACAUCACCUCCCGAGGUCAAACAGUCGACCAUCAAAACGCCCGUGCCGCGUCUCCUUCGGGGCACUCUUCGAGAGUAUCAACAUGAAGGCCUUGACUGGCUUGCGGAUCUUUAUGCUCAUGGAAGGAACGGCAUCCUUGCAGACGAAAUGGGGCUGGGAAAAACCAUUCAAAGCAUUGCCCUCCUGGCACAUCUGGCCGAAGUUUAUGAGGUGUGGGGGCCGCAUCUCAUUGUGGUACCAACAAGCGUGAUGUUGAACUGGGAGAUGGAAUUCAAAAAGUUCUUGCCUGGCUUCAAGAUCCUGACCUACUAUGGCAGCCUGGAAGAGAGAAAACAGAAGAGGCGGGGGUGGAUGGCUGAUGACAGUUUCAAUGUCUGCAUCACUUCGUACCAACUCGUUUUGCAAGAUGCCAACUCCUUCAAGAGGCGAAGGUGGCAUUGUAUGAUCCUCGAUGAAGCUCACAACAUCAAGAAUUUCCGAUCGGAAAGGUGGCAAACUAUGAUGACCUUCAACACCCGAGCUCGACUUCUUUUGACUGGGACGCCUCUUCAGAACAAUCUGACGGAACUCUGGUCAUUGUUAUUCUUCCUCCACUACGGUCAGGAGAACCAGGGCGAGGAUGAUGCGUUCGCCGGCCUGAAAGAAUGGUCCGAAUGGUUCAAACGACCUGUAGAGUCCAUUCUCGAACACGGCCGCCAGGUGCUCGAUGCAGAAGACAAGGAGCAGGUUGCGAAGUUGCACAAAGUCAUCCGGCCUUUCCUUCUCCGCCGGCUCAAGGCCGAUGUCGAGAAGCAGAUGCCACUCAAAUACGAACACGUCGAGUUGUGCCGAUUGUCCAAGCGUCAACGACAACUGUACGACGGCUUCAUGGCGCGAGCAUCGACGAGAGAAACGCUUUCGUCCGGCAAUUACCUCUCCAUCAUCAACGCUUUAAUGCAACUUCGAAAGGUGUGCAAUCACCCCGAUCUCUUCGAGACUCGCCCCAUCAAUACCUCGUACGCGAUGCCGAAAUCUGUUGUGGCGGAUUUUGAGAUCAAAGAUCUGCUGGUACGUCGAAGGUUGAUGCGCGAUGCUGCGAACAAGCUAGACCUGGAUUUCCUCCAACUUGCCCCUAUUUCAAAAGAGCGGAUGUCAAUGAUCGAAGUCAUCGAGACUGCUAAACGACACGCCUAUCACCAACUCAAAGCUUUGCGAGAGUCGCAGCAUCGCAGGGUCUCGCGGGAUUCUGUGUGGCAUGGCGAGAAUCGCGCAGGAGUGCUGGGGUCGCUUGAGAAUGUCGGAAGAAAGUCUCGAAUCCAAGAACUGGAUCGUACCAUGUACUUUGAGGCCUAUCGCCACCAUCAGCAUCCGAUCUACGGCCGAGGCUUGCUUCAACAACUCACCAUCGAUACAAACUGCGCUCGGUUGUCAAGAGCGGCUCCGCACAAAGCCACGUCCAUGGGGAGGAGCCAGGAGUCGCCAGCACCGUCUCGGAGUCUCAUCCAUUCGAUCCAAUCGAGGUCCGAACAGAUGGAACCCUUCGUCCAGCAAUUUGGUUGCAUCACACCCGCCGUUGUCGCCACGGACCUCAGCACCGUCACGGUGACGGAAGCCGGAGCAGUCGCGAUCAGGGAAGCACAAGCGGGCUGGAAUCCAGACCCAUUCCACCAGGCUCGAAUGAAGCUGUCGAUUGCUUUUCCCGACAAGCGCCUCCUGCAGUAUGAUUGCGGCAAGUUGCAGAGACUGGACAAGUUGUUGCGCCAGUUGCAAGCCGGUGGGCAUCGAGCGCUCAUCUUUACUCAGAUGACCAAGGUUUUGGAUAUCUUGGAGCAGUUCUUGAAUAUUCAUGGCCAUCGAUAUCUGCGGUUGGACGGCGCGACCAAGAUCGAACAGCGACAGAUCCUGACGGAUCGGUUCAACAACGAUACGCGCAUCCUGGCGUUCAUCCUUUCGUCCAGGUCCGGCGGUCUGGGCAUCAAUUUGACCGGUGCUGACACGGUAAUUUUCUACGAUUUGGACUGGAACCCUGCCAUGGACAAGCAAUGUACCGACCGUGCUCAUCGGAUUGGCCAGACGCGGGACGUGCAUAUUUAUCGGUUCGUGUCUGAACAUACCAUCGAGUCCAACAUCCUCCGCAAGGCCAGCCAGAAACAACUCCUCGACGACGUGGUGAUCCAAGAGGGAGACUUCACGACCGACUAUAUGAACAAGCUCACGUACCGGGAUAUGCUCGACGACCACACCGAGGAAGAAGAUGCUGCCGGACUCGCAAUGGACCGAGUUCUAGGGAAUGACAAUAGUAAGUUGGCCGUGCUGGAGCAGGCUGAGGAUCAAGAAGACCGUGCUGCUGCAAAGGUCGCUGCGCGUGAAGUGCAACAUGCGGAUGACGGAGACUUCGAGGACAGGACAGCCAACGCCACGCCCCGGACCAAUGAAGCCCAAACCCCCGGACCGUUUGGCGCGACGGAGACGGCGUUGGCUGAAGCACAGGUUGAAGGCUCCGGCUCCGGCUCCGGCUCCUCCGGCCAUAUGGAUGAUUAUAUGAUACGCCUGCAGUCCUUCUUGAUGCGGGACAUACCACUGGGGCCUGGGAAGACGAAACGAAACAGAGGUAAACGACGGCGAGACGAGCAUCGAGUCAGGAGAGCGCGAUGA
Capronia epimyces CBS 606.96 is the source of this 4827-nucleotide messenger RNA. Its product is annotated as adenosinetriphosphatase. Gene Ontology annotation, molecular function: ATP-dependent chromatin remodeler activity; ATP hydrolysis activity; ATP binding. The coding region runs from base 1 to 4827 and encodes 1608 amino acids. The record is from RefSeq and is a predicted model, not a curated record. NCBI's taxonomy places the organism in Eukaryota, Fungi, Ascomycota, Eurotiomycetes, Chaetothyriales, Herpotrichiellaceae. Gene Ontology annotation, cellular component: Swr1 complex. The transcript has a single exon.